CCUUCUGGACAAAACAUCUUGUUUUUCUUCUCAGACUGAAAAGAGAGUUUUUUAAACUUUUGUCUCAAGAGAAAAUAAACAUGAGUCACGUCGACGUGAAAAACCUGAAGCCCUCCACCUUCGAGGACGAAUAUUACGACCAAUAUGAAUAUUAUAACUUAACCGAUAAAUACACAGAAGGCUCGGCCCGUAAAGGCAGAACAAAGAAGGAGGCCAGCGACAACACCAACAGACACAGCCCGUCCGGACACGAACGCAAGAUCGUGGAGAAGCUCCAGAACAUGGAGAAGAAGGCCAAGGAGUGAAUACAGGGCGACUCGGACGGCUCAUCCCGGACACCGACCACGGCCUCCAUGGCGACAGAACGAGACGUAGAGACGGUGGAAGCGUCCUGAAGCUCCGACGGGGCGAAGGUUCGAUCCCCGACCUGAGGAGGAGCCCACAGAUCCAGAAGCUCCAGUGAGGAAGAUCUCCUUCACAGCAGCAGACUGUGGCUCCUCCCCCUGCUGGUGGUUGUAGAGAGCUCACCUGUGGUGUACCUGGUCCCUGCUCAGACCACCAGGGUGCAACAUGUGAUUGUGGUGGAGCUGGCAGUAUUGUGAUUUCAUUGGAUUUUUAAGGUGUUUUUACUAUUAAAAGUCUUCUUUAAUGA
Messenger RNA from Anoplopoma fimbria (sablefish), 652 nucleotides. RefSeq names its product nuclear protein 1b (gene nupr1b). The transcript is spliced from 3 exons. Bases 81 to 305 code for a protein of 74 amino acids. Gene Ontology annotation, cellular component: nucleus. Lineage: Eukaryota; Metazoa; Chordata; Actinopteri; Perciformes; Anoplopomatidae. Gene Ontology annotation, biological process: negative regulation of cell population proliferation; negative regulation of cell cycle; regulation of transcription by RNA polymerase II. The record is from RefSeq and is a predicted model, not a curated record.